This is a messenger RNA of Acytostelium subglobosum LB1, 1278 nucleotides long. RefSeq lists its product as hypothetical. Gene Ontology annotation, molecular function: protein binding. The record is from RefSeq and is a predicted model, not a curated record. The transcript has a single exon. NCBI's taxonomy places the organism in Eukaryota, Evosea, Eumycetozoa, Acytosteliales, Acytosteliaceae. Bases 1 to 1278 code for a protein of 425 amino acids.
AUGUCACACAUUGAAUCAACAAUCAACAACAUCAUCAAUGAGAUCAAUCACAUCAAUCUAAUAAUCAACAACAAACAAAGUGAUAUUAAUGCCAAAGUUAACAACAAUGAGGAAAAGGCGUUUGAUGACGUCUCAGAGGUUGUUGGAUCAAUCACGUCAUGCUCUUCAAUCGAUGAAUUCAUCAAUGUCAACAAGGACACGCUGUUCGCGCAAGAUGUUGAUAACGACCAUCCAGUCAUCGUCAAUGAUGACCAGUUGAUGUCAAUGAUCGUUGGACACAUUCAACAUACUCAUCAAGUGCCAUACGACAAGACUGCAACAAUGCAAUUAAAUCCAUGUUGUAUCAACAUUGAUGUCAACAGACUGAACUCCAUCAGGAAGAUGAUUGAGACAAGCUUCAAGCUCAUUCAAACCGGACAACAAUGUGCCCGCAAUUAUGAUGGCCGCAUCGUAUCGUUGAGCAAUGAACAGAUCCUUUUCUUCAUGCCAGAGACAUCAAAGUGGACGUCGAUCAAGGGUGGAGCACUAAAGAGUAAAUUCGCUGGGCUCUCAACAUCGGUCGCCUACGCUCGUGGUUGUCUCUAUGUGUUUGGCGAAGUGGAAUAUGGUUCAGCGAUAUGCUCUCGAUACUCACUGGCUGACCGGCAAUGCUACGACUCAAACUUUGAUAACACCAUUGACAGCGGCAACUGCAUAUCAGUCUGCUACGAUGGCAACAAGUACAUCUACCUUGUGGGAGGACACUACGAAGGCGGACAGUUGCCAAGAGUCGAUCGCUACGACAUUGAGACGCAUCAGUACACCAGGAUUGGCGAGCUGCCCUUUGGAGUAUGCUACUCCACGGUCCACUACAACAGGAACAAUGACACAAUCAUUGUUGUUGGCGGAGAGAAGGAUGGUAAUGACCAUGAUGGCGCGCUCAUAUUCAACGUUCAGACAUUGGCCACCGAGGUUGUCAACCUCAAACACUUUAUCAGACCCGACAUGUCUGGAUAUAGUUGUUUCGAUGAGAAGGAUGGACUGUACAUUCUCACCAAUAAUCAAUUCAAUCGAUAUAAUUUAACGACCAAACGUACUGAUCAUUUGGCCAUGUGUCCUGUAAAGCCAGACAAUACUCCAAUCAUCUAUGAUCGAUCCAGUACACUAUAUAUCUAUCUCAUUGCUGGCAAAGGUCAAAACUAUCUCUACUCAAUACUAGAUGAUAAAUGGACAUUAAUCAAUGACAAUGACCCAAUCAAUUCACAUUCAUCAUUCAGUACAUUUUUGAUUUAUGAUUGA